GGCCCACGGCGGGGCCAGAGCCCCUGAGCCUGCCCGGGAUCCUGCACUUUAUCCAGCACGAGUGGGCGCGCUUCGAAGCCGAGAAAGCCCGCUGGGAGGCCGAGCGCGCCGAGUUGCAGGCUCAGGUGGCCUUCCUCCAGGGAGAAAGGAAAGGGCAAGAGAAUCUAAAAACAGACCUGGUACGGCGGAUCAAGAUGCUGGAAUAUGCGCUGAAGCAGGAAAGGGCCAAAUAUCAUAAGCUGAAGUUCGGGACAGACCUGAAUCAGGGGGAGAAGAGACCAGAUCUGUCAGAACAAGUCUCCAACGGCCCUGUGGAAUCAGUCACCCUGGAGAACAGCCCGCUGGUGUGGAAGGAGGGGCGGCAGCUUCUCCGACAGUACCUGGAAGAGGUGGGCUACACGGACACCAUCCUGGACAUGCGGUCGAAGCGUGUGCGCUCCCUGCUGGGCCGCUCGCUGGAGCUCAACGGGGCCGUGGAGCCCAGUGAAGCGGGCCCAAGGGCCACGCCGGGCCCUGGGGUGCUCAGUGGGGGCGAGUCGCUGCUGGUGCGGCAGAUCGAGGAGCAGAUCAAGAGGAAUGCAGCAGGCAAAGACGGCAAAGAGCGCCUCGGUGGCUCGGUGCUAGAGCAGAUCCCCUUCCUGCAGAACUGUGAGGACGAGGACAGCGACGAGGACGAUGAGCUGGACAGCGUGCAGCACAAGAAGCAGCGUGUGAAGCUCCCCUCCAAGGCCCUGGUGCCUGAGAUGGAGGAUGAGGAUGAAGAGGAUGACUCAGAGGACGCCAUCAACGAAUUUGAUUUCCUGGGCUCUGGGGAGGAUGGGGAAGGGUCUCCAGACCCGCGGCGUUGUACUGGAGAUGGGAACCACCACGAGCUGGAAAGCCGUCGGGUCAAACUCCAGGGAAUUUUGGCAGACCUUCGCGAUGUGGAUGGGCUGCCUCCCAAAGUGACCGGCCCACCCCCUGGCACUCCUCAGCCCCGACCCCACGAAGGUUCCUUUGGCUUCUCCUCAGACGUUUUCAUCAUGGACACUAUCGGGGGCGGGGAGGUGAGCCUGGGGGACUUGGCAGAUCUCACCGUCACCAAUGACAACGACCUCAGCUGUGAUCUGUCUGACAGCAAAGAUGCCUUCAAGAAGACAUGGAACCCCAAAUUCACCCUGCGCUCUCACUAUGACGGCAUCCGCUCCCUGGCUUUCCACCACAGCCAGUCGGCUUUGCUCACCGCUUCUGAGGACGGCACGCUCAAGCUCUGGAAUCUGCAGAAGGCAGUCACAGCCAAAAAGAACGCAGCGCUCGACAUGGAACCUAUCCAUGCCUUCCGGGCUCAUAGGGGCCCUGUGCUGGCAGUAGCCAUGGGCAACAACAGCGAAUACUGUUACAGUGGUGGGGCAGAUGCCCGCAUCCACAGCUGGAAGAUUCCAGACCUCAACAUGGACCCCUAUGACGGUUACGACCCCAGUGUGCUGAGCCAUGUCCUGGAGGGCCACGGGGACGCUGUGUGGGGCUUGGCCUUCAGUCCCACGUCCCAGCGCCUAGCCUCCUGCUCCGCCGAUGGCACUGUCCGCAUCUGGGACCCCAGGAGCAGCAGCCCAACCUGCCUCUGUACCUUCCCCACAGCCAGCGAACACGGGAUCCCCACCUCAGUGGCCUUCAUCAGCACCGAGCCUGCCCACAUAGUGGCCUCCUUCCGCUCCGGCGACACCGUCCUCUAUGACCUGGAGGCUAGCAGUGCCCUCCUCACACUGGAGUCCCGGGGGAGCACUGGCCCCACCCAGAUCAACCAGGUGGUGAGUCAUCCAAACCAGCCCCUCACCAUCACCGCCCACGAUGACAGAGGCAUUCGCUUCCUGGACAAUCGGACAGGGAAAUCCGUGCACUCCAUGGUCGCCCACCUGGACGCUGUCACCUGCCUAGCCGUGGACCCCAAUGGUGUAUUCCUGAUGUCGGGAAGCCACGACUGCUCCCUGCGCCUGUGGAGCCUGGACAACAAGACGUGCGUGCAGGAGAUCACGGCCCACCGCAAGAAGCACGAGGAGGCCAUCCACGCCGUGGCCUGCCACCCCAGCAAGGCCCUCAUUGCCAGUGCCGGUGCCGACGCCCUGGCCAAGGUCUUCGUAUGAUGCCUGCCGAGCCCUGGCCACCGCGCUGGCUGGGGAGCGGGGCCGGGCCAGCGGGGUUGAUGUGAGGGGCUGCUAGGCCUUUGCUCUGUACGGGGAGCCUGAGCCCCUGGCUCAGGUGGCAGAAUGCCCUCCUCCCCGUGUGGCGCCCUCGCUCACCCCGCCUAGCUCAGCAUUUCCUGCCCGGUCGUGAGGAUCGCUGGGGUAGGCUGGGGUCUUGGAGGACGGGGUGUGAGGCCUCGAAGGGCCCUGGAAGCCCGUGGUCCAGGCUCCCCUCCCUUGUCUCCUGCAGGUGACUCCCAGCCUCCCACUGGAGGCUCAGAGGCCUGGCCUCUCCCUGCCUGCCUUGGAGCCUGGUGGUGCUAAGGGCCCUCCCCAGGGAGCCCCCCAUGGCCUCACCUGCCUGCCUGGGCCUCCUUCAGGACCCACCCCGCCGAGGGUUGCCUCUGGGGGGAUUUUUUCUCGGGCCCUGACCCCUACUCCGGUGUCUGAGCUGCCUUCGCGAGGGCAGCACAGCCAGGGCCCGGUGACCUCGGGGAUCCGUUUUUCCAAGACACCAGAAGGUGCCAGGUGCCCCCUUGAGCCCCUACCUUCCCCUCCAUCCUCCCAGACCUGGGUGGGAGCUGUGCUGGGAGGAGGCCUAGGCUCCCAUCCUCCUCCAGGCCAGCUGCAAGCCCGGAGCCAGGAACCACAGGCUUUCCCAUAGUGGGAGCCAGGGCCUGGCCCCCCAUGGACCCACGCCGCUCCCCCUCUCCUCAGUUCACUCAGCACUGCUCUGCAGACACUAACCAGCGCCAUCAGGGCCAGUAACUGCCUGGGCGGGGGAUGCCUUUGGGGCAGGUGCCACCCUACUUCCCCAACACUCCUCCAAGGGCAGCCCCCCAGCCCCCACCCAUGGGGUCACCCAUGGGAAGAGACAGCCUUCUCUUGCCCCUGCCAGGGGCAUGGAGGGCAGAGUGGGGGCCAAAGACCUGUGACUCCCUGUAUCUCUGUAUAAAUAGUGGGAUUUCAAUGGGGCCCCCAUGGCUGUUAUCACUGUGUGAUAGUCUUUGUCAGUCUCCUCUCCUGCCCCCCACUCUCCUCCUCUAUUUAUUUCACUCUUUUCAUUUGGGUCCCACCCAUCCCCUUUGGCCCCCCUUCCAGGUUCCUGUUUAUAAGCCCAUCCCCUCUCGCCCUGGACUUGUAUGUGAAAACUUGUCUCAAUAAACCCUUUGGAGUAAGAUGGGUGAUGGUGCUGACUGCUGUGGGCAUUGGGGACUUUGGGGGUAGAGGGGCCUGGGGAGGGAUCAGCCAGCUCAGCCUGGGUUGGGUGGGGUUUGGAGAGAGGGGAUAUAAUGGGUUGGGGUUUUGUGACAGGGCAAGGGGGGCCAGGGAGGGCCCAGAACUUGGGUAGGGUGUGGAUGGAGGGGCGGAAGUAGGGGCAGAGGACCGAAUCUCCUGUCCCUUUCUGUCCCUAAGCGUCCCAUCCCUAGGGGCAGCAGCAGCCUGGGGGCAGAGCCCUGACAGGCAGUUGAUCUAACAGUUCAGCUCAUGACUCUUCACCCCACCUGGGGACGUGAUGGGUGGUG
This is a messenger RNA of Trichechus manatus latirostris (Florida manatee), 3685 nucleotides long. RefSeq names its product striatin 4 (gene STRN4). The transcript has 17 exons. Gene Ontology annotation, molecular function: protein-containing complex binding; protein phosphatase 2A binding; armadillo repeat domain binding. The coding region runs from base 195 to 2120 and encodes 641 amino acids. The record is from RefSeq and is a predicted model, not a curated record. Lineage: Eukaryota; Metazoa; Chordata; Mammalia; Sirenia; Trichechidae. Gene Ontology annotation, cellular component: dendrite.